Messenger RNA from Myzus persicae (green peach aphid), 1077 nucleotides. RefSeq lists its product as uncharacterized. NCBI's taxonomy places the organism in Eukaryota, Metazoa, Arthropoda, Insecta, Hemiptera, Aphididae. Bases 1 to 1077 code for a protein of 358 amino acids. The transcript has 6 exons. The record is from RefSeq and is a predicted model, not a curated record.
AUGUUUAAUGAUAUCUAUGACUCGUUUACAGAAACAUUAAUAGAAGCAGAAGAAAAAGUUCUUACAGCUCAGUACACAUCAGACAUAUCUGAUUAUGGUUCUUCAAAAAAACGCAAAAGCAACGAUGGUACAGUUGAGACAAUAAGUUUAACUCCUGAAACUCUUCCUUCUUUUAUAAGUAUUAAAAAGUCCAAAAUUAGUCCUGGUUAUAAUGCAAACACAAAAUUCAAGACAAAAAUCAAUAAUAAGAAAGCGAUGUCAAAGGUACAACCCUGCAGGAUUCAACCAUCAUUGCCAGAUUCGGAUGACAAUAUGUCCUUAAGUAAUUCAGUUGACUACGACUCUGACAAGGAUAAUGAAUACAUUCCAGAGAUUAAAAAUAAAACAAAAUUAUCUUAUGUUGACAUUGAUGAAGAAAUAGUAACAAUUGACAGUUUGAAUACACCAGAGGUUAAUAAUAAGUCAAUUAAAAAUAAUGAAUCACAUAUGGUUGAAAAUGGUAUUGGAAAAGUUGUACAAAAAACUAUUCUCAACUACUUGGCAUACUUGAAAGUUGAAAUCACUAAAAUAUCCGACACUCAACAGGAAAUUAUUCAAUUGAUCAACAAUUCAAACUCUAUAACUACUACUUAUAAUUCAUGGGCAGGGGAAAUAGACUAUUUUAUGACUGCUUGGCCAGUAUCAAACCACAAAGAACUGAAUGAUUUUGAAAUACAACUACAAGCUAAUGAACAAGAUUUUAAAAACAAAGUUAAACUUGAGUUGCUCAGAACCGGAGGAAAAUCUGCUAAACAUAUGAUCCAAAAAAUAAUGAAAAAAGUGUUUUCUGACUUUGUAUUAAAAGAUUUCACAUAUUUUGGAUUGAGAAAUAAAUAUAAUUUUUCUACAUUAUUGAUCAAAAAAGUUAUUUUUGAUGCUAUAGAGCAAUCAAAAUUCAAAAUCAUAAAAGAUGAUGAAAUAAUAUCAAUCAUUGGAAAAUGGUUAACAACAGCUAAAGCCAGAAUUGAAAAUAAAAAACAAGCAAAAGAUGCCAGUAACUCCUUACAAACAGAAGAAAUACUAUUAUUAUGUUCAUGA